Molecule: messenger RNA, 2029 nt
Organism: Dermacentor silvarum
Lineage: Eukaryota; Metazoa; Arthropoda; Arachnida; Ixodida; Ixodidae
Product: cytochrome P450 2J4
Exons: 6
Molecular function (GO): iron ion binding; heme binding; monooxygenase activity
Source: RefSeq, a predicted model, not a curated record
AUGAUUCUGGCCAACGGGCCGCGUUGGAAGGAACAGCGCCGGUUCACGAUUAGGACGUUCAAGACCCUGAUCAGUACCACGCAGGCUCUCGAGACGCAUAUACACGACGAACUGUCGAGCUUGGUUCGUGAGCUGGCGUCACGCAAGGGCGAGCCCGUGGCCACCUCCUCGUUGUUGGUGUCCAGCACGUCCAACGUCAUGACGGCACUGGUUUACGGUCGGAGGUUCGAAUACGGCAGCCCCGAGCGCGUGGAACUGGACGAGCUCGCCGAUGUGAUCCCUACGUUGGCGACCCAGAUUUCGUCACUGAACUUCUUCCCGUGGCUGCGCGGAGUGCUCUCCGUCCUUCACAUAGGAGCAUGCGGGAAGCUCAGGAGCGCCAUGCUGCAGAGGGAUCGCUUCUCAGAGACCCUAGUAGGCCUUCACGAGAAAACUUAUCAGGACGGCCUGAUUCGUGACUACAUUGAUGGUUUUCUCAGUGAGAUGAAAAGACCAGAUCAAGAAAAGAAGACUUUCACACGCGACGUGCUUACGAGCAACGCGUCGUCCUUCUUCGGCGCCGGGAGCGAGACGGUGCGCUCCGCGAUAGAGUGGCUGCUGCUGACGUGCGCCGCCAAGCCGGAGAUGCAGAGCCGCAUCCGGGCCGAGAUCGACGUCGUGCUCGGUCAAAGCGGUCAAGCUUCUCGCGUCCUGUGGAAAGACCGCAGCAGGAUGCCGUACACGCAGGCCUUCAUCUGGGAGACGACGCGCUGCGAGCCGAUCAACCCUUUCGGCCUCAUGCGAUGUGCCAGCGAGGACACGAAAAUAAGCGGCUACGUCAUUCCACGAGGCAGUGUCGUGAUCCCUUCGCUGAGGUCCAUUUUCUACGACGACUCCUUCUGGGAAGACCCGGAAGUUUUCCGGCCCGAGCGCUUCUUGGUCGACGGAGGCACCCGAGCCAUCAAACCAGAGAGGCUGAUCCCCUUCUCAUAAGGCAAGCGUUCGUGUCCCGGGGAGUUGAUCGCCAACAUGGAGACGUUCAUCUUUCUUACCACCGUCCUGCAGCACUUCAUCGUCCAGGUGCCUUCCAGUGGUCCAGCCCUUGCUUUCGACGAGGCGUUGACCAUAUCGCUUAAUCCCCGAUCGCAGAAAUUGGUUUUCCGCGCGCGAGAAGUGCGCGGUUGAGAAGACCACUAAUACCUUGUCUAACAAGUUGUUUUGUAAAGUACUUGCAGAGUAACAAAACCAUUAAUAUAUAGAUACACGUAGAUAAGUAUCUGUCUGGUGAAAUAAGCCAUGAUUCACUCGUGGGAAGUGUGAGAAAAAGCGCUCCUUCACCACAAGCUAAUCUUUUAUCGUGCCCCUCCUGAGAUGGCUGCGGUGCGGCUGCAUCUUCGGGAAAUCAUUUACACUCCAGCAAUUUUUUAAGCUUUUCAUUUCCCCGCGUAGCGUUCGCAAAAACUCGCCUAGCGAUGGCGUCACUGCGCACAGCUGCGUCGUGAUUCACCUUGCGAUAGCCAAUUGGUAGCCAAUCAAUAGCUAAUCGAUAAUCGAUCAAUUAUCAAUAAAUUCAGGAAAAUGCUGGGGAUGACUUGGUAGUGCUUAGACUAGCCCAAAUACGUGGCCAUUACCUUGCGAUAGCCAAUCGAUAGCCUAUCAAUAGCUAUAAUCAAUAAUCUAUCAGUCAAUAAAUUGCGGAAAAAAUACUGGGGAUGACUUGGUAAUGCUUAGCCUAGCCCAAAUACGUGGCCUAUACCUUGCGAUAGCCAAUCGAUAUCCAAUCAAUAGGUAAUAAAUAAUAAAUAAUAAAUAAAUUACGGAAAAGCAUAACUCGUAAGGCCAGGACCAGCUAGGUGCCGUUCAGCUCCGCUGUUUCUUUAGCCUUUGCGCCACUAGUGCAAGCUACACAAUUUUUUUUUUAAAACCUCCUUGCGCGCCACCAGUGAGCGACAAGAUGAAGCUUGUCGUCGCUCGCACGGCAUCCAAAAACGCAGGCUUCUCCAAACUCGGAGGCCACGUCACCCAUCGCCCAAUAAAGAGUGUUUGAAAU